AUGUCUCAAGAGGCUAAACUUCGCCUAGAAAUGAAAAAGCUUAAAGCAGAGAAUAAACAGCUGCAGCAGCUUUUAGUAAACGCAGAAAGCGAAAUGACUAACAUAAUUAAGAAGUCUCAAGAAGAGAGCAAACAAUUGCAAAGCCUUUUCGAGUCAGUGUGACCCCAAAUACAGCAAAAGCUUCAGUCAAAGCAUGAUUCAUAUUUAUCUGAUAUGUCCACUGCUUCAAAUGAGAAAAAAUCUGCUGCUAUACAAACUGAUGAAGACUCCACAUGGGAUGAAAACAUUAUCUCUCUUGAAAACUGCCUAAACUAUUUAGAGAACUCUGCGAAUGACUUAGUAAACCAACAAAUGAUUACCCAAGCAGAGCUGGAGCACGCCCAAAAGCGAGAAAACUCGCUCAGCCAGGUUGUGAAAAGCUACCAGCAGCAGAUUGAAGCCCUCGAACUCGACAUUGCGCAGCUUAAAAACCAAGCUGACAAGCUGAAAGAAGAAAACACUCUAAUUUCACAGCACUUAGAGUAUGGAAAUCUGAUAGGAGAGCCUAUUCCUGCAAUAUUCUCAAUUUUUAAUCAAUCAUAA
Blepharisma stoltei is the source of this 582-nucleotide messenger RNA. The record is from the annotation of a GenBank genome assembly. Lineage: Eukaryota; Ciliophora; Heterotrichea; Heterotrichida; Blepharismidae.